Molecule: messenger RNA, 4494 nt
Organism: Cercopithifilaria johnstoni
Lineage: Eukaryota; Metazoa; Nematoda; Chromadorea; Rhabditida; Onchocercidae
Source: the annotation of a GenBank genome assembly
UUCAAUUCAUUCGAACAACUUUGGAUUAAUUUUGUUAAUGAAAAAUUACAACAAUUUUUCAACCAUCAUAUGUUUGUAUUGGAGCAAGAAGAAUAUGCACGUGAAGGAAUCCAAUGGACAUUUAUAGAUUUUGGUUUAGAUUUACAAGCAUGCAUUGAAUUAAUUGAAAAACCAUUAGGCAUUCUAUCAAUGUUAGAUGAAGAAUGCAUCGUACCAAAAGCAACCGAUCUUACAUUGGCGCAAAAAUUAAAUGAUCAACAUUUGGGUAAACAUCCAAAUUUUGAAAAGCCUAAACCACCAAAAGGUAAACAAGGUGAUGCGCAUUUUGCUAUGCGACAUUAUGCUGGUACGGUACGAUAUAAUGUGACAAAUUGGUUGGAAAAGAAUAAAGAUCCAUUAAAUGAUACUCUUGUAUCGGUUAUGAAGCAUUCAAAUGGUAAUGCGCUUUUAAAUGAAAUUUGGCAAGAUUAUACAACACAAGAAGAAGCUGCUGCUGCUGCUAAAGAUGGUGGAGGAGGAGGUAAAAAGAAGGGUAAAUCCGGUUCAUUCAUGACCGUUUCAAUGUUAUAUCGUGAAUCAUUGAAUAAACUGAUGACAAUGUUAAAUAUGACUCAUCCACAUUUUAUUCGCUGUAUAAUACCAAAUGAGAAGAAACAAUCCGGUUUACUGGAUGCAGCAUUGGUAUUAAAUCAGCUAACAUGUAACGGUGUACUGGAAGGUAUUCGUAUCUGUCGUAAAGGUUUUCCCAACAGAUUGGUCCAUAAAGAUUUCAAGCAACGUUAUUCAUUGCUUGCCGCGGAUGAAUCGGUCAGUACAACCGAUAUGAAGAAAUGUGCGGAAGCAAUGUUGAAACGAUUAGUAAAGGAUAAUAUUUUGACAGAUGAAAAUUUCCGAAUUGGUGAAACGAAAGUAUUCUUUAAAGCUGGCGUAUUAGCGCAUUUGGAAGAUAUUCGUGAUGAAGCAUUAAAAACGCUUCUAACAAAAUUACAAUCACAAAUUAAAUGGUAUUUGGGUUUAACCGAUAAAAAACGACGUGUUCAACAAAAAGCUGGCUUACUUAUCGUACAACGAAAUGUACGUGCAUGGUGCUCAUUGCGUACUUGGGAAUGGUUUAAAUUAUACACUAAAGUUCGACCGAUGUUAAAAGAAGGAAAAGUAGCAGAAGAGAUGGAAAAAUUACAGGAGAAAUUAAAAUCACUUGAAGAUACACUACAAAAAGAGGAAAGUUUGCGAAAAAAUUUGGAUGAUACAGCGAAAAAAAUGGAAGCCGAAAAAGCGGAAUUAUUUGAAAAAUUGGAAUCUGUUAAGAAUAAUCUUACCACAUCGGAGGGAAAUCUUUCACAAAUGGAAAAUGCAAAAACGGAUGCUGAUAGAAAACUUGAGGAAUUAAAUGAACAACUUGCUGAUGUUGAAGAUCAAAAUACGGAAAUUCAACGAUCCAAAAAGAAAGUGGAAGGUGAAAUUGAUGCAUUAAAGAAACAAAUUCAGGAUUUGGAAAUGAGCGUACGUAAGGCAGAAAUGGAGAAGCAAUCAAAGGAUCAUCAAAUUCGUUCACUUCAAGAUGAACUUCAACAACAAGGAGAAUCAAUCGCUAAAUUAAACAAAGAAAUUAAGCAUCAGGAUGAGUUGAAUAAAAAAAUUACGGAAGAUUUACAAGGUGAAGAAGAUAAAGCAAAUCAUGCAAGCAAAAUUAAAAGUAAAUUGGAGCAAACGUUAAAUGAUUUGGAAGAUAGUUUGGAACAAGAAAAACGUGCAAAAGCUGAUAGUGAAAAAUCGAAGAGGAAACUUGAAGGAGAAUUGAAAAUUGCGCAAGAAACAAUCGAAGAAGCAACACGUCAACGACGUGAUUUAGAAAAUAAUAUGAGACGUAAAGAAACCGAAUUGAAUACAUUAAGUAGUCGAUUAGAAGAUGAACAAUCAACAAUUAGUAAAUUACAACGACAAAUUAAGGAAUUACAAAGUCGUGCAGCGGAAUUGGAAGAUGAAGUGAAUAAUGAGCGACAAUCACGAUCAAAAACUGAAAAAGCACGUUCAGAUAUUCAACAUGAAUUGGAUGAAUUAAAUGAUCGUUUAGAUGAGCAAGGUGGUGCAACAGCAGCGCAAAUAGAAAUUAAUAAAAAACGUGAAGCUGAAGUGGCUAAACUUCGUCGUGAUAUCGAAGAAGCUAAUAUGAAUCAUGAAAGUCAACUAUCUGCGCUACGUAAAAAGCAUACCGAUGCAGUUGCUGAAUUAACUGAUCAAUUAGAUCAAAUUCAAAAACAAAAGCAAAAAUUGGAAAAAGAUAAAUCACAUUAUGUACGAAAUAUGGAAGAUUUAGCUGCCCAAUUAGAUAGUGAAUGUGCUGCUAAAGUUAGCAAUGAAAAAUUGGUAAAACAAUUUGAAUUGCAAUUAAAUGAUUUGCAAGCUCGAGCAGAUGAGCAAUCACGUCAAUUACAUGAUUAUAGUUCAAUUCGUAAUCGUCUUGGAAAUGAAAAUAGCGAUAUGUUACGACAAUUGGAAGAUGCGGAAGAGCAAGUUGCAACAUUACAACGAUUUAAAGCUCAAUUAACGCAACAAAUUGAAGAUAUUCGUUCAGCUACUGAUGAAGAAGUACGUGAACGGCAAGCACUUUCAGCGCAAGUGAAAAAUUUACAGGUGGAAGCAGAACAAGCACAUAAUAAUUUGGAGGAAGAGAUUGAUUCGAAGAAUGAAGUAGCAAGACAAUUGAGUAAAGCAAAUGGUGAAAUUCAACAAUGGCAAUCACGUUUCGAACAAGAUGGUAUGCUUCAAGCAACGGAAAUUGAAGAAGCUCGUCGUAAGCAAGGUGUUAAAAUUAGUGAAUUACAAGAAGCGCUUGAACAAGCUAAUCAGAAGAUUAUAUCAUUGGAAAAAACACGAUCACGCCUUCUUGGUGAUCUUGAUGAUGCGCAAGUUGACGUAGAACGUGCGAAUGCUUUAGCAAGUCAACUGGAGAAGAAGCAAAAAGGCUUUGAUUCACUUGUUGAUGAAUGGAAAAAGAAAGCUGAUGAUAUGACAGCAGAACUUGAUGCUGUUCAGCGUGAAGUACGUAAUUUGUCAACAGAUUUGUUCAAAAUGAAAACAACCCAUGAAGAAUAUUCUGAAACAGUUGAAGGACUUCGUCGUGAAAAUAAAGUUUUAAGUAAUGAAAUUAGAGAUCUUACUGAUCAACUUGGUGAAGGUGGACGUUCUCAACAUGAAAUGCAAAAAAUGAUUCGACGAUUAGAAAUUGAGAAAGAAGAAUUGCAACAUGCUCUUGAUGAAGCAGAAGGAGCAUUGGAAGCAGAAGAAAGUAAAGUAAUGCGAGCGCAAGUGGAAGUUUCGCAGAUACGUUCUGAAAUUGAAAAACGAAUACAGGAGAAAGAAGAAGAUUUUGAGAAUACUCGACGAAAUCAUCAACGUGCAUUGGAAUCAAUGCAAGCAUCAUUGGAAGCAGAAUCAAAGAGUAAAAAUGAGCUUCUACGUUUGAAGAAAAAGCUUGAAUCAGAUAUUAAUGAGCUUGAAAUUGCACUCGAUCAUGCUAAUAAAGGAAAUGCUGAUGCGCAAAAGAAUCUAAAACGUUGCACGGAGCAAAUUCGUGAACUUCAACUACAGAUCGAAGAAGAGCAACGACAACGUGAUGAAAUGAAACAACAUUAUUAUACCGCUGAAAAACGUGUGCAAAUUUUGGAAGCUGAAAAAGAUGAAAUUAGCCAAGCAUUGGAACAAGCGGAACGAGAACGACGACAAAUGGAAAUGGAAGCAAGUGAAAGUCGUGAGCAGGCUAAUGAAUUAAAUAUGCAAGUUAGUAAUCUUAGCGCCGCAAAGAGGAAAGCUGAAGGAGAGUUACAGGCUAUUCAUGCGGAUAUGGAUGAAACAUUGAAUGAAUUUCGUGCGUCGGAAGAACGAAGUAAGAGAGCAAUCGGUGAUGUUGAAAGGCUUGCUGAAGAAUAUCGGCAAGAACAGGAACAUGGUUUGCAUAUUGAUAGGAUGAGGAAAGGCCUUGAAGCACAGAUUAAAGAUAUGCAAGGACAAUUGGAAGCAGCAGAGCAAGCAGCACUAAAAGGAGGCAAAAAAGUAAUUGCUAAAUUAGAACAACGCAUUCAUGAUCUCGAAGGUGAACUUGAUGGUGAACAACAUCGUUAUCAGGAAGUUAAUAAAAAUGUUGCAAAAUCCGAAAGGCGAGUACGCGAAUUACAAUUUCAAGUGGACGAAGAUAAGAAAAAUUAUGAACGUUUGCAGGAUCUUGUUGAUAAACUUCAAAAUAAAAUUAAAACACAAAAGAAGCAAUUAGAAGAUGCGGAAGAGUUAGCAAAUCUAAAUUUGCAAAAAUAUCGACAAAUCCAGCAUCAAUUGGAAGAUGCCGAAGAGCGUGCUGAUAAUGCUGAAAAUUCCGUCACAAAAAUGCGUUCAAUGAGCCGAACAGCGAUGUCAGCUGCACCGGGUGCUGGAUUACAAGGAGCUCGUUCCGCUACCGUACUUCGAUCAUCAUCUCGUAAUCGAAUUUCCGACUAUUAG